UGUAGGUUCAUGGCAGUUUUCAUCCCCUCCAUCUAAGAACUGUUUACAAACAUUUGUUAUUAAACUUCGCAGCACCAGAGAAGGGCUGCAUUCAGUACCUGUCUGUCUGCCUGUGACACCGAGAUCUGCUGCUGUUUGCCUGGGGAUGCCCCGUGCUUUGUAUCUGCCAGGCUCAGCGGGGCCGUGACAUCAGACGUUUUCAAAACAAAGAAUUCAAGCCCAUCCUUCUGCUGAAAGGAAGAUUGCCAACAUGCCAACUGAGAGAAGGUAGGAGAGGCACAGCCAGUGACACGAAGUAUGAUUGUUAUAUUAUACCUCUGGUGAAGCUCUGUGGAAGAUAGAUGUGUGUGCUGCAAUGGUGACAUAAAGAUUUCACAGGACUGGAACAAGUUGUUGAGAAUCUGUGUUUGUUUUUCAUGCUGCUGUCGAGAACUAUCUAAGGCAAGUAAACACCAUGAGUUUUAUCCUGAAGCUUCACAGACAUUUUCAAAGAACAGUUAUUUUGCUGGCCACUUUUUGUAUGGUGAGCAUAGUUAUUUCUGCCUACUACUUGUAUAAUGGCUACAAACAGGAAAAUGAACUUCCUGAAAUCUCUUCAGAAGUGGAAUGUGGUGAUCCUCAACUGUUGCCAUACAAGCUGAUGGAGAUGAAGACCAUGAAGCCUCUUGAUCCCUUGAGGACAGACCUUGUAGUGCUGGUGUUUGUGGAAAGCCAGUACUCCACGUUAGGCCAAGAUAUAAUAACCAUCUUGGAAUCCAGCAGAUUUCAGUUCCACAUUGAGAUUGCUCCUGGGAAAGGUGACCUCCCGGUGCUUAUAGACAAAAACAGAGGCAAAUACGCUCUCAUAGUCUAUGAAAAUAUUCUGAAGUAUGUGAAUAUGGACUCUUGGAACAGAGGCCUUCUAGAUAAGUACUGUAUAGAAUAUGGUGUAGGUGUUAUUGGAUUUCACAAAGGCAGUGAGAACAGCCUGCAGAGCUUUCAGUUGAAGGGUUUUCCUUUCCAUGUCCACAGCAAUCUGGGUAUUAAGGACUGUUGCAUUAACCCUCAUUCCCCACUGCUCCAUGUGACUAAAUCUUCUAAGCUGGAGAAAGGGCCCUUGCUUGGAAAUGACUGGGCUGUUUUCCAGAUUAAUCACACAGCUUAUCAACCAGUGAUAUUUGCAAAAGUAAGGACACCAGAAAACCUUUCUCCACCUGCUGCUCUCAGUGCUCUCUAUGCCACGGUAAUUCACGACCUGGGGCUCCACGAUGGGAUACAACGAGUCCUUUUCGGCAAUAACUUGAAUUUUUGGCUGCACAAGCUGAUUUUCAUAGAUGCCAUCUCUUUCCUAACUGGAAAGAAGCUCAGACUGUCCUUGGAUAGGUACAUUCUGGUUGACAUAGAUGACAUCUUCGUUGGGAAGGAGGGAACGAGGAUGAACACCAACGAUGUACAGGCCCUGCUUGACACUCAAAAUCUUUUGAGAGCCCAGAUUACAAAUUUUACUUUCAACCUGGGAUUUUCAGGGAAGUUUUAUCACACAGGGACUGAGGAGGAGGAUGAAGGUGAUGACCUGCUGUUGAGAUCAGUGGAUGAGUUCUGGUGGUUUCCCCACAUGUGGAGUCACAUGCAGCCCCACCUCUUCCACAACGAGUCCUCUCUGGUGGAGCAGAUGAUCCUCAACAAAAAAUUUGCCUUAGAACAUGGUAUUCCAACUGACUUGGGCUAUGCAGUGGCUCCACACCAUUCUGGAGUGUAUCCAGUACAUGUUCAGCUUUAUGAUGCCUGGAAAAAGGUCUGGAACAUCCGAGUUACCAGCACAGAAGAAUAUCCACAUCUUAAGCCUGCAAGGUACAGACGAGGCUUCAUCCACAAAAGCAUCAUGGUGCUUCCUAGGCAAACUUGUGGCUUGUUCACCCACACCAUUUUCUAUAAAGAGUAUCCUGGAGGUCCAAAGGAGCUAGACAAAAGUAUUCAAGGAGGAGAGUUGUUCUUCACAGUGGUUCUCAAUCCAAUCAGCAUCUUCAUGACACACUUGUCUAACUACGGAAACGACCGCCUGGGCUUGUACACCUUUGUCAACCUGGCCAACUUUGUUCACACCUGGACAAACCUCAAACUGCAAACCCUUCCUCCAGUUCAGCUGGCUCACAAGUAUUUUGAACUAUUCCCUGAGCAAAAGGACCCUCUCUGGCAGAAUCCCUGUGAUGACAAAAGGCACAGAGAUAUCUGGUCUAAGGAAAAAACCUGUGAUCGAUUGCCAAAAUUCUUGGUCGUAGGACCCCAGAAAACUGGUACCACAGCCUUGUAUUUGUUCCUGAUCAUGCAUCCUUCCAUCAUUAGUAACUCCCCCAGCCCAAAAACCUUUGAGGAGGUACAGUUCUUUAAUAGAAAUAACUACCACAGGGGGAUUGAUUGGUACAUGGAUUUCUUCCCCACUCCUUCUAAUGUCACCACCGACUUCCUCUUUGAGAAAAGUGCCAACUAUUUCCACUCUGAGGAAGCUCCCAAGAGAGCUGCUUCCCUCAUCCCCAAGGCCAAGAUCAUCACCAUCCUCAUCGACCCGUCCGACCGGGCGUAUUCCUGGUACCAGCAUCAGCGAUCACAUGAAGAUCCUGCAGCUCUGAAAUUCAGCUUCUAUCAGGUGAUCACAGCUGGUCCUCGAGCCCCCUCUGAGCUCAGAGCUCUCCAGAAGAGAUGCCUGGCCCCUGGAUGGUACGCUAUCCAUAUUGAAAGAUGGCUAACUUACUUCCCACCUUAUCAGUUGCUCAUUAUUGAUGGACAGCAGCUGAGAACUGACCCAUCUACCGUAAUGGAUGAAGUACAGAAAUUCCUGGGAGUCUCUCCUCACUAUAAUUACUCUGAAGCCCUAACGUUCGACUCACAUAAGGGAUUCUGGUGUCAGCUCCUGGAAGAAGGAAAAACAAAGUGUCUUGGAAAGAGCAAAGGCAGAAAAUACCCUCCUAUGGAUUCUGAGUGCAGGGCCUUUCUGUCAAGCUACUACAGAGAUCACAACGUGGAACUGUCAAAACUUCUUCACAAAUUGGGACAACCCCUGCCAUCGUGGCUGAGACAGGAGCUGCAGAAAGUGAGAUAGCAUUGGAAAACAGCUGUUUGAAAUCUCCCUUCCACACUUCAGUCAUCAUACCUAAACUCUCCAGCAGCUACCAGAAGGUCUUGUAAGAUAUACCUCUUCGAAAAAGUGUAAAAGAUAGAAAUUAUUUCCAUAUGCUGGCAUGUGGAUUGUAAAAAAUACAUGCAUUUCUUAGAGCUCUGAUGGGCCAGAUCUUUCUUACAAACAUUUCUGGGCCUGUGGACUUGUGGACUACUGUGCACAAAUGUGGAAGUUAUUUACAGCUGGUAAAAGCGUCAGAAAUACAUGACCUGUCCAAUUUCAUGGUAAAUAUUUACAUUUUUAUAUAUCAGUUUAAAAGUAUUGUGUCUCAUGUAGGUUUUGUAGCCCAUUGUUAGGCCGCUGACAGUUUUUCUUCCUAUUUGAUUAUUGUGUUGCAUAAGGUAAGAAAAGUUAAUGUAGCACAAAAUGCCAAGUGUACUUCUGCCUUUGGAAUCAGCUUGGUAAUAACCCAAAGUGUGUACAAACACAGGUGAGAAGUACAGUUUAUGUGAUAUGUAUGAUUUAGCCGUGCACAGCAACUAAAUACACAGAGCAAAAUCUGGAAGCUGCUGGCAAAAGCAGUGUAGAGAAAACCAAACUCACACAAACAAAACUAUCAUAGGAACCUGUGAUUAUAUCCUGUAACAGCAACCCCUUACAGUGUGGUAAGGACCUUUGUCCAUAAUUAUGUCUGAUCUUGUACUGACUGAAAUGUUAGAAUAUAGCCAUUAUCUGAACAGAAAUUAAUUUGGACAUGUGAAGCACAAAAAUUGCAGUAUAGUCCUCAUGAACAGUAUUAGACUUAAACAAUUGUGACUCAAACUGGAGCAGUGGAAGAAACUCCUGGUUCUGUGAGCAGCCAGAUCCAGGCACUGCACUCACAGGCUUGCUGUGAAUCAGGAGUAUCUGCACUGAAACGGAUGAAAAACUAAAAAAGAGCAGAAAGAGAUCCAUACUUUUAUUACCUUAAGUUGCACUACUAUUUUUUCUUUUAUUUGCCUUUUUGCUUUCCAAGAUCUUUCAACCUUAUCAAAAUUGUAGCACAUUUCAGUAACUUUCUGUUUACAUCAGCUGCAAAAUUCUGUCAGAUUUCGAGAAGAAAAUACAGGUCCUGGUUCCAAACAUCUUAAACAUAUUUGAUAUUAAAAAUUGAGGAAGAAGAUCAGUGACAACUUCAGCUGACUGUGACCUUAAUGCUUCUGCAGUGAACUUUGGCUCCCAGUGUUUCUAAAGGCAUGAAGGGGUAGUGAAAACAAAAGAGAACUGCAGUACUAAAUGCUGUGUUUUAUACAGUAGCUCUUACAAUGUUUUCAUACUUUGUUUUAGGGCGAAUACUUAAAAACAUGCAUCAAAUGGUGGAAAAACUUUCUGUGUCUCAGUGCUGUUUUACGACAUUCCUGUAAUCAUAUGAUUUAACUUUCAAGGAGCCUUUAAAAAACAAGAGUGACUUUUAACAUGCAGUCAGCUUGAUGAAGGAUGAGGAGGCUGAGCACAGCAUGCAGGCAGCAGCUAGAUGAGUUAUUUCCCGUGUCAUAGGAUGGACAUGAGUACAGCAGAGUAAGCAAGUCAUACCACAUGAGUUAUCUGGCAAAGUUUAACCUCUCUCUUCACAGCUUACCUACAACCAGUGUUUGGUUUCCAGAAAUAGACUAUCAGUAUUAAUACUCUUAAAAAAAAAUACUGAUUUCUUACAAUGAGUUUCUGUUUGCGAGUCAAAGUCGGAUGUUUGAUUGUGGCUGGUAACACAGCCAUGGUUUCUGUUCCCCUGGUAGGUAACUGCACAAGCAAUUUCUUUGACAACUGCGUGAUUAUUUGAGCCUCGCCUUUGUUUUCCGAAAUCAGAUUCUGAAAUUUGCUUUCUGCAGACCUCUGUGCCAUUAAAAACCAGUGUGUGGUUAUGAGCAGAAAGUGACCACUUGGGGGGGUGUAAACACAGAGCCUGAUACUCAAUUACCUAAUUAUUUGAGCAAACAUUCCUGAAAAUACUGUGAUAUUUUCCCAGUUCUACUUGUGCAGAAAGAAUUAGUUUGAAUGAUUUGCAGACUAUCUUGUACAGAAUAUCCUUUUUCAUUGCUUAAAAAUGUGAAACUUCCUCAGGAAGAAAUUAAAUAGAUAUUUCGAUGUUUAUAGAUGUAAUACUCUUGUCAUUCACAUUGAAUGAAUAUUGCUGGAAACAUUUUUCUCAGAGUUUUUUUAAAUAAAAAAAAAUAGAUAUUAUUCUGAUAGUGGCAUGGUAUUUGAAGUGCAACAAUAAACUCUGAUAAGAAAA
This is a messenger RNA of Manacus vitellinus (golden-collared manakin), 5363 nucleotides long. RefSeq names its product bifunctional heparan sulfate N-deacetylase/N-sulfotransferase 3. Gene Ontology annotation, molecular function: heparan sulfate N-sulfotransferase activity; deacetylase activity. Gene Ontology annotation, cellular component: Golgi apparatus. The record is from RefSeq and is a predicted model, not a curated record. The coding region runs from base 455 to 3076 and encodes 873 amino acids. Lineage: Eukaryota; Metazoa; Chordata; Aves; Passeriformes; Pipridae. The transcript has 17 exons.